AUGUCGGUUCUCACAAGCGCACCGGAUCGGGACCUACAUGUUCUUGAAGAAAAGCAGCCGCAUUCUCUGGGCAAGCCACACGAUGCCCAUAUAGAAACAAUUUCGCAACGCCGGCCCUCUUUCCACUUAACCGCGCCCCAUGGGUGGCUUAAUGAUCCUUGUGGUCUUGGAUAUGAUCCUGCAACCGGAGUAUAUCAUCUCUCCUUCCAGUGGAAUCCAUACGGUAACGACUGGGGUCACAUCUCCUGGGGCCAUGCUACCUCUUCAGACCUUGUUUUGUGGAAGAUAUCGUCGCAUCCGGUCUUGACGCCGUCUGCUGAAUAUGACCGUUGUGGCGUCUUCACAGGAUGCCUACGAGCAACUGAUAUUUACGGGCAGCCUAAGGCUCUCACAAUGGUUUACACCUCUGUGAGGCGUCUUCCCAUCCAUUACACGUUGCCGUACGUCCGUGGUUGCGAGUCUCUUAGUUUAGCGGUCUCGCAUGAUAAUGGGGAGACGUGGCUGCGACAGGAUUGUAAUCCUAUCUUGACGGGUCCGCCUGAAAAUAUCCAAGUGACUGGAUGGAGGGAUCCGUGUCUUACAGCUUGGAGUGGAAGCCAACAGCAGCAGAACGAUUCACCAAUUCUGUACGGAUUUAUCUCGGGCGGUAUUACGGGAAAAACUCCCACUAUCUUCGUCUACGCCGUCCAGCCCACCGACUUGCGGAAAUGGAAAUACCUCGGUCCUUUAAUUGAUGUCGGAUUGAAUUUCAGUCCAUCGCGUUGGUCGGGUGAUUUCGGCGUGAAUUGGGAGGUUGGCAACCUCAUGACUCUGGCAGAUAUUGCCGGCGUGUCUCGAGAUUUUGUCAUAAUGGGAACUGAAGGGUGUCUAUCUUCCAGUCUUCACAAGGAUCCCAAUUCAGCUUGGCACCGGCGUGUUGCGCGCGCGCAACUUUGGAUGUCUGUCAAACCCAAAGAAUGCAAGAACAUCACCGAUGAUACAUUGACAACAUAUGCGUUUUCUGGAAUCUUCGAUCACGGCUGCUACUACGCCGCGAAUUCCUUCUGGGAUGUUCAGGCUUCGCGGCAGAUUGUGUUUGGAUGGAUUACGGAGGAAGAUCUUCCUGAUACCCUCCGCCAUCGACAGGGAUGGAGCGGCCUGAUUACACUUCCACGGGUGGUGGAGUUGAGGACGAUACAUCAUGUUAUUAAAGCGCGCAGCUCGAAGUUGGACUCCAUCACCUCGAUUGAAGUCGUGCCUAGUUCGUCCAGGUCUGACACAGUCAUAAUUCGUACUCUCGGAAUACGCCCUGAUCCACGACUUGGGCGACUUCGAGAGGGUGCACGGAAGAGCCAAUUGAGAAGCAUAUCUUUGCCUAUUCUCAGCGACGGUAUCUCUACCAAUAUGCCGUUGACAACAUCUCGAUGGGAACUGGAUGCCGAAUUCUCUGUCAGUCAAAUGUGUGAGCGUGUUGGCAUCGAGAUUGCACAUAGCUCCGAUUUCAAGCACUGCACCACCCUCUCUUGGAACCCUCAGGAUGAAACAUUCACAAUUCGCCGUCCCCAGCCUGCCAGCGACAAUAUCAACCAUGGAUUCGAGUCCGCACCACACACACUUUUCACGUACUUGAACGAACAGGGAGAGGAACAAGAAGAGUCUCUCCGUGUACAUGCCUUCUUCGACAGGAGCGUGUUGGAGGUCUUCCUCAAUGGCCGGACAGCCAUCUCAACUCGAAUCUAUCAUCCAGCGGACCGGUGUUACAGGCUCCGAUUCUUUGCAAACUCAAUACAUGAUGACCCGCAACCGGCCGCGGUUCUUGUCCGUGGUGAGUCGUGGGACGGGCUUGGCGUAUAA
Molecule: messenger RNA, 1833 nt
Organism: Penicillium riverlandense
Lineage: Eukaryota; Fungi; Ascomycota; Eurotiomycetes; Eurotiales; Aspergillaceae
Product: glycoside hydrolase family 32 protein
Exons: 2
Coding region: 1-1833 (610 amino acids)
Biological process (GO): sucrose catabolic process
Molecular function (GO): sucrose alpha-glucosidase activity
Source: RefSeq, a predicted model, not a curated record